UAGUACAGUCGCGUUGCAACGUUGGUCAAUCAAAACUUUCCGCUGAGAAAACAAUUCUGAUUAUUGUUGAGGAGCAUUCACCUAUAAUAAAGUCCUAUUCUUCCCUGAACCAGAAGCUGUUGAAGUGAAUUUAGUUGGAUAUUAUCAUGUGGCGUAGCCUUCGUCCCAUGCAGCAAUGCUGCCAAAGUCGGAAGCUCUGGACAUCACCCCAGCGCUUUGCGCAGCAGCCACUGCUUGAACGCAGCACGCCUGGAGAUGACGCUGAGCACCGGCCGCUGUACAUGGACUUCCAGGCUACCACACCCCUGGAUCCACGUGUCCUGGAUGCCAUGCUUCCGUACAGUGUUUGCUACUACGGAAAUCCUCACUCACGUACGCAUGCCUUUGGCUGGGAGGCCGAGAAGGGCGUGGAGAAAGCAAGACAGCAAAUCGCUGAGUUGAUUGGCGCCGACUCAAAGGAGAUUGUCAUCACCAGCGGGGCUACGGAGUCAAACAAUCUUGCCAUCAAGGGUGUAGCUCAUUUCUACGGUAUGAAGAAGAAACAUGUCAUCACUUGCCAGACAGAGCACAAGUGUGUGCUGGAUUCGUGCCGCUUUCUUGAGGCGGAAGGUUUCAAGAUCACCUACCUGCCUGUGCAGACAAAUGGACUCAUUGAUCUAAAGGCUUUGGAGGAGGCAAUCACCGAUGACACACUGCUGGUAUCCAUCAUGAGUGUGAACAACGAGAUCGGCGUCAUGCAGCCGAUCGACCAGAUCGGAGACUUGUGCCGCUCGCGCAAGGUCUUUUUCCACACUGACGCGGCGCAGGCCGUGGGCAAGGUGCCGAUGGACGUCAAUCGCAGCAAGAUUGACAUGUUGUCCAUCAGUGGGCACAAGGUCUACGGGCCGAAAGGCAUCGGCGCUCUCUACGUACGCCGUCGGCCAAGAGUGCGUCUCGAGGCAUUGAUCAGCGGUGGAGGUCAGGAGCGUGGCAUGCGCAGUGGAACACUGCCUGCUCCGCUUGUUGUUGGUCUGGGCGAGGCUUGCGAUAUUGCUAAUCGUGACAUGGCUUACGACCGAAAGCACGUGGAUAAAAUGUCGCAGCUAUUGAUCGACGGCCUGGAAUCACAGCUGACACACAUCAUCCGCAAUGGUGACCCCGCCAGCACCUAUCCUGGCUGCGUCAACUAUUCGUUUGCGUUUGUGGAGGGUGAAAGUCUCCUGAUGGGCUUGAAGGACGUGGCCCUGUCGUCGGGUAGUGCCUGCACAUCAGCCUCGUUGGAGCCAUCCUACGUGCUGCGGGCCAUCGGUGCCGAGGACGAUCUUGCACACUCGUCGAUUCGGUUUGGUAUUGGUCGUUUCACCACUGAAGAGGAAGUCAAGUAUACUGUCGAUCUGACUGUGAAAAAUGUACUCAAGCUGCGGGAAAUGAGUCCGCUGUGGGAGAUGGUUCAGGAAGGUGUUGACUUGAAGACCAUCCAGUGGUCGCAGCAUUGAGCGGGCAGCAGUCGUCAGUGCAUUGCUGUUGCCAUGCAGCCUGUGGUAGCAGUGAUGUCAUAACAUCCACAGUACUGCUGGCCGUACCACCAUCAGCUCCAGCAUUCUGAUCGGAACUAGCCACCAUCCAAAUGUCUGGCGAUUGAUGGUUGCCGAAUCCUGGACACAAGGCUUGAUUAUCAUUAAUUGCCUAUGCUGGUCAUGAGGCAGACUGUGGUAUUGACUGCAACAUACCAUCGCAGGUUUGACUUUCACUGCUGCUCGUUCUGUGUGACUAAUACACCUGCCGCCGUUAAGGCUAUUAUGUGCCUGCAUUGUGCUGGACCCAGUGCUUAGCUGCAAGGCACUAUCCAUUCUGCAGUGUGUAGUAGUAGCAGCCAGGUCUCACUGCACAAAUUGCUUACCAUGAGCUCAUGCACGGCAAUCAAAUGUUGACCCAACGCACACCCAAAAUAGGCAUGCGAGUGCAAAAAGCACCUCCAACUACUGGUAGUACUCCCGAGAAUGGUUCUAUUAAUCUGUUCUGUGUGCCUGGCCCUGCCCGGUGCACAUAAAGCGUUUCCCCACCUUUCUUGUGAUAGUGUGUUGAUGACAAUCUUUCCGCCGUGCACUCGCAUACCAUGAAACACACUACUCCAACAAAACUUCAUCACAUGCAAUUUAUGCAUUACCUCAUUCACGACAUAUUAUCAUUAUUAUGCCACGCUAAAAUACUUUUCGACGCUAUCAUUCUUUCCUUACGCAUGUAUCUUUCUUUGAGUGUCACUGUCUGAAGUUCUAUGCAUGGGAGAAGUGUACAUGUAUCUCCAUCUCACAGCGGCAUUUGUUGAUGGUUUUGUAUGUGUUUGAGUUCAGCUUCUGGGAAAAUUCGGUAUCAUGCAGUUCUUCGCCCAAGUUAUCCCUUUGUGGCACGUGAGUCACACGUUACGUGCGUGGAGUUAUAGUGUGUUUGCAGCGCUGAAGGCAGGCAGAGUAAGUUUAAUGCGGCAGGCGUUGUUGAUUAUAAUUCUGGUGUGCUUUC
Molecule: messenger RNA, 2496 nt
Organism: Sycon ciliatum
Lineage: Eukaryota; Metazoa; Porifera; Calcarea; Leucosolenida; Sycettidae
Product: cysteine desulfurase, mitochondrial-like
Exons: 10
Coding region: 147-1475 (442 amino acids)
Biological process (GO): [2Fe-2S] cluster assembly
Cellular component (GO): mitochondrion; nucleus; cytosol
Molecular function (GO): cysteine desulfurase activity; pyridoxal phosphate binding
Source: RefSeq, a predicted model, not a curated record